AUGUUCAUCAUGAUCUCGCUUUUCUUUGUCUCCCGCUUGUUACAGUAUUGUGUCAGUCCCACUCUCUGUCUACCCCCCCCUCUGCCAUCUUCCGUCUGUGGUGUAAAGACACAGACCCUCUUCACGGAUUACUUUACUUACCGCGCUCCAGCACCGCUGCCCUUCACCCACCCGGGUGCCCGGGCAAAUCAUCCGUGGCCUCGUAUCCACCUUCUUCAGUUACGCCUCGCCAAGCUAGGAGCGGAUGAUGUCAUCCCGGACGAGUCUGAGGCAUUCGGCACUCUUUCGGUGGCCCCAGUAUGGAGCCCACUGCCAGCCCGAGUAAGAUUAAGGGCUCUGAAUGGCCAUCCCGGUGGAGUCGGGCGGAAUUUCUAG
Molecule: messenger RNA, 375 nt
Organism: Aspergillus costaricaensis CBS 115574
Lineage: Eukaryota; Fungi; Ascomycota; Eurotiomycetes; Eurotiales; Aspergillaceae
Exons: 3
Coding region: 1-375 (124 amino acids)
Source: RefSeq, a predicted model, not a curated record